Saccostrea echinata is the source of this 1206-nucleotide messenger RNA. RefSeq names its product neuromedin-B receptor-like. Gene Ontology annotation, biological process: neuropeptide signaling pathway. Gene Ontology annotation, molecular function: G protein-coupled peptide receptor activity. Lineage: Eukaryota; Metazoa; Mollusca; Bivalvia; Ostreida; Ostreidae. The transcript has a single exon. The record is from RefSeq and is a predicted model, not a curated record. The coding region runs from base 1 to 1206 and encodes 401 amino acids. Gene Ontology annotation, cellular component: membrane.
AUGAAUUCGAGUGGCAGAGCUGUGGACACACAGCACACCCAGUAUAACCCAGUAGAUGUUGGAACCCUACCAUCCAUUGUUUUCCUUGUUAUUCUCAUGGUCAUUGGAACAGUAGCCAACGGUCAUGUUUUCGGAAUCUUUCUCUUACGUUAUAAGAGUAAUAGUAAAUCAACAUAUGUCACUUUCGUUCUUGCCCUGGCUUCAAUUGACCUACUCAUCUGCGUUUGUGAUCUUCCAUUAGAGAUAUUGGAUCUGAGAUACCCAUAUGACUUCUACAGUGCGACAGGAUGUAAAUUAUAUAAACUUGUGAGUGCAACACUAAUUUUAAGUUCUGUAUUUACUUUGACCCUCUUGUCACGUGAUCGUUUCAAACGAAUUCGCUAUCCUUUAAGCUCACAAUGGUCGAAUUCCACAUGCAGACGGUACAUAGCAGCAGUGAUAUUAUUAUCAUUUAUUCUCUCUGCUCCCGUUAUUUACAUCCACGGCCUACGUAAGGCAAAACUCUCUGACGGUACCGAAGUCGAGCGGUGUUUCUUUGAAGACGACGUUGAAGAGAAAUUUAACCUGCCUUUGAUAUAUCUUUCUGUACUUUACUUAAUUUUUAUUGUUUGUUUGUUCAUCUUAAUCAUGAGUUAUACUUGUAUAUGGAUCUCAGUUUAUCAGAGCAGAAGGUUCUUUUACCAAGCAGGCAACAAAAGAGAAGAUGCAUCAUUAUCAAAUAUUACCGAGGAGUUUCAAACUGUUUCACGUUCUUCAGCAUCUACUGCAGGUCCCGAGCAGGUAGUCUCUACAAACUCCGUAGCUGACUCAAUAGAAAUUGAUUUAAAAAAUGAGAAGAAAGUUGACAAAACGGCAACUUCUCACAGUUUGAUGGAGUUUUCAGGAAGAUUACGAUCAAUGAAUGUGGUACCAAAAAUUCAAAGGAAGAGAAAAGUGUUGGUCGGCAAUCAUCGUUCAUCAGUUAUCAUGUUUAUUAUAACUUCCAUCUUCAUUUUCGUCUUCCUACCUUAUCUUGUGCUUGGGGUAUUUUUGUGUUUAAAAGAAAACUUUAAAGCUAACAUGAAUGAGGUAGAAUUAAGUGUAUAUCGCCUUUCUAUGCGACUAAUAUUUGUCAACAACGUUGUUAAUUGUUUUGUGUAUGGUAUUUUCGACCCCCGAUUCAAGAAGGCCUGUAAAGAAUUUUAUAAAAAAUGCUUUACAUUUUAA